UCAUACCUACCUGAAAAUCCUGGCUCCGCCAUUGGAAGGGAGGUCACCGAGUUGGAGGUGAGCGGGAAAGACAUUCGACAAAUCUGGGGCAGCAAUGCGGAACCAUUGACACUAAAACUAUUUUUUUAAAAUACUUUACCAGGUAAGGCCCCAAACUGAGCCUCGUGGCUCUUUUUCCAGAAGCCACCUGGCCACAAAUGACGGCCAAACGAAGUGGCUUCUCGUCAUCGUGCGGAAAAUUUCUAGCGGCCAGGUAACUCCGAACGCGCGUUUCUAAAUGCGGAGGGAAAAACGGGCGGACCCGGAGGAAAAAAAUCCACUCGACCACGGGGAGGGAGAGAGACGCGCAAACUCCGAAUAGACAGCAGCGGACGUCAACAGGAUCGGGAUCGAACUAGGCCACCUCCUGAGUACCAGGCGAAGUAGUCAACAUCUCGCUGGACCCCGCUCUCAAUGAUUUGACGAAUGAGCGAGCGAUUGAACGAGCGAACGAACAAACGGAGCGAACGGGCGGGACUACCGUUGGCUGACGCUGCGCCCCUGCCGCAGCUGGACCGCAUGGAGCUGGACCCGCUGAAACGGGAGCUGGAGGAGCGCUGGCGGGCCGUCAAACUGCGCCUGCGGGACGGCGCGCAGAUACAAGCGGACGACGCCGCCGGAUUUCGAAGGCAACUGAUUGCCCGUUUCCACUGCAUCUCGUGUGACCGUCCGCUGGACCUACCCGUGCCCGCCCCGCGUCUGAUCACCGUUCCAGUGGCGACAUCAAAGCAGAAGAACCCCCAGGGGCUUGCAAGCGUGCGGCACCCGGCGGACCCGGCGGCGCUGGACACGCGGCCCUCGCUGAGGACGUGCGGGGGAGGCCACACGCUCAUCGCGCACGCGACGGGCAAGCGCGUGGCCCGCGUGCCGCCCCUCGGCCAGCAGGGCCGCGCCGACGAGGGGCCCGGCGUUCCGGCCUCGCGCACGAAGGAGAUCCACAUUCUGGGAUUGGACGGACAGAUCUACAGGGGGAGGCUGGAGCCGUCUGCCCCGUCGUUCCUGCCGCCCAUCCAGAGCCCAGCGGGCAACGUGCGGCCACGGAGCGGGAAGGGAAUCCGGCAGCGGUCCCCCCUCCCGUCCUCCUCCUCCUCCUCGGCCGUGCUGCCACCUGAGUUCGACACCACGUUCAUCAUGUCCCGGAGCAGCAGCGCCAUCUCCAGCAGCUACACAGAUCUGGGGAACAGGCCCGCGUCUCCGCUCCCCGCGAGCUCCCAGCUGUCACCGGCGGCUCCUCUGGCCGGCGGGGGUGGCGGCCGGCCCACGCGGCUCACACGGUGACUCCCCGGACAGGCGUCUCUCGGGCUCGCCCGCGCCUAGCCGGGACAGGAUGAAACGCCGCCGCCGCAGCCGCCACCGCCGCCGCUACAGUAGCCACCGCCACCACCGCCACCACCGCUCCGACGAACCCACGUGGGCGGAAAGGACGCCGAGGAAUAACGACAUGCAGCGGGAGUUCGAGAUGUUGGCUACCUCGCCUGAUAUGCAGGAGGUCGUGGGUUUGAUCCGGACCCUGACGCCCGCUGUAUAUUUGGAGUUUGCGUGUCUCACUCUCUCUUUCUCAUCAUCAUCAUCAUCAUCACGGAG
Petromyzon marinus (sea lamprey) is the source of this 1623-nucleotide messenger RNA. NCBI's taxonomy places the organism in Eukaryota, Metazoa, Chordata, Hyperoartia, Petromyzontiformes, Petromyzontidae. The record is from RefSeq and is a predicted model, not a curated record.